AUGCCAGGGUACUCAAAAAACCACUACAGCAGCAACUUCUUCUCUCAGGACCUGCAAGAGUCCGACUGUGUGAUACAGGAGUUCCUGCUCGACGCUAAUUGCUUCUCCAUUCCAGCGGCAACGGUGGAGGGCUCGUGUGCGGGUGUGGAUCAGAGGCCUCCUGCUGCGUGUGAGGCGUUCUGUGGGAUUGUCAACAGCACCACGCCUGCUUGUGGUGGCCUGGGGGUGUGUUACCCGGAGGGGCCGAACCUUGUUCCCACGUGUCUCUGUAACGAUGGGUUGGUGCAAGAUGGAGGGAUCUACUGCAUUGCUGAGGGUACGUGCCUGCAGUGGAAAGCAGCAGUGUGCCUUCAUUCUGACAGUACUUCUCUAUGUCCGCAUAUUGACGGCUCGCUGCAGAACGGGGAGGUGGUGGAGGCGCCGACCGUUCUCACCAAGGGUGCAGAAGCAGCGACAGCAGGGGCAUUCACUGCCGACCCGCUCGUGCUCUUCUCGUAUGAUUCUGUCAAGGAGGGCUGUGGCACACAGCUGCAGUUCCAAGCCAACUUCACCUUCUUCAUGUUGCCUUCCACCGCUGCUGCUGCUGCUGCUGGCCAGGGAGGCAACGGGCUCGCGUUUGUGAUUUCGGCGACGAAUGCGGCGGGGACUGGCGGGGAGGGGGGAGGGGUGGGGUACGCUGGCAUGGACGCUCGGAGCGUGGCGGUGGAGUUUGACACGUUCACAGAUGCAGCGCAUGGGGACAUGCCCGCCCACCACGUGGGGCUCAACACCGGCGGCAGCGCCACUUCCGUCAAGGCCGUUCAAUCGCCCUUCCGUCUCAACAACCGAAAGGCUUAUACAGCGUGGAUUGAUUACUUUCCCGGAGCCCCCGGAGCCCUCAAGGUGUACCUGUCUGGGGACGAUGUGAAGCCAGAUGUGCCUCUACUGGAGAGCCCUCUGUCGCUGUGUGACGUGCUGCAACCAAUGGCUGCUCAAAGAGCGUUCUACUUUGGGUUUGUGGCGUCCUCUGUGGCUCCCUUCCAGCAGCAGCACGCCAUCCUGGUGUCUCUCAUCCGAACAGGGUUUUCAAUUCCCGCAAAAGCCAGUGCAGUAUCCAUCGUUCCAGCCUUCGGCUUAGCCCUGUCUGCAACGACGUUCCGGCCUUUGCGGGCGAGUCCGUUCACGCGGUACGUGAGUGCAUCCUACUCGCUCACGCAGUCGGGGCAGCAGGACGCCUGGCUCCUCCGCGACCCCUCCUCCUGGGAUGUGCCCUGGCUCUCCUGGCCCGUCAAGGACCAGGACGCCUGCAGUGAGUGCCGUGGGGGCCUGGGGGGAGGAGGGAGGGAGGGACGCCUGCAUGAGCUGCUCUCCAAGUCGUUCUCGUUUUCUCGUCAAACCAGAAGCCUUUGUUUUUCCCUUCCCUUCCAAUCAGUCCAUUUGCUCAUCCCUCCAUUUUUUCCCUUUCCCUCCCCCAUCUCCACUUCCCCUUUCCGGAUCCCCCACUUCCCCCGCCUCUCUCCCCACUUCCUUCCCUGUGUUCAACCCCUUAAAUUUGAUGCGUGCUGGGCAUUCGCAGUGGUGGCGAGCGUAGAGGCUGCCUAUGGCAUCGCACAGAAGUUACCCGCGCCGCAGCUGUCAGUGGACUCGCUCUUUGCAGCCAUGGGGCUCACCACUCAAGAAGGGAAAUGCAGCGCUGGAGGCUCCCCGACAGACGCCUUUGAGAAGCUGCUUGCUCUGCCCAAAGGGGGACUAACUCUAGUCGCCACAAUGCCUGCAAGCACAAGCAAAACGGCUGUUGUGAAGUACUAUCCCGUUCAGGGCUUUGAGCGCACGCGGUUCAAGGGGUACGUGGGGCUCAUGCUGGCAGUGGAACGGCAGCCGGUGCUGGUUCACAUCGAAGCCUCUGCUCCCACGUUCGCCACAUACGACGGGAUGAUCAAGUACCAGGAUCCUGGCUGCUAUACUGGCAGGCUGAACCACGUUGUCCUCGUUAUUGGCUACUCUGUUACAGUCGGUGAAAAAGGAAAACUGCGUAUUCCUCCUCCAUUUUGGAUCAUCCGCAACUCGUGGGGCGAGGGUUGGGGCGACAGGGGUCACAUGCGCAUGGACAUUCAGGGAGGGGAUGGCGUGUGUGGCAUCAAUGUGCUGCCUGGCAUCUACCCAAUCAUCAAGAUCCCCGGCGACCCGUGUGUGCUCAAGGGCUUUGCAUUGGACCGGGAGGACUGGCCGGUCAUGAACCCGUGCGGGCGCUUUGCGUGCCGCCCCAACGCGCGCGCCAACACAUACUCGUGCACCUGCAGCCUGCCCCGCCCCGGCCCCCAGCCCUUUGUGGAGGUCGCCAAUGCCGACGCCUCAAAAACCUGUGCCUACGUGGACGUGUGUGGGUCCCACACCAGCAACCCCUGUGCCGUGGGCACAUGCAUCAACGAUGGCAAGGGCGCCUACUCCUGCAUCUGCCCUCCCAACUACGCCGCCACCACCACCAUUGACAACUUCCCCACCUGCGGCCCAGCCGACGUGACAGCAACGACGGUGGCAGUGGGUGGGGACAACUGGCAGUGUGCGGAUGUGCAUCCAGUCAUGGGGCUCACCCUUGCUGACUUCUCCGCACUCAACAAGGGUGUUGUCUGCACCAAGGUCCUGAAGAAAGGCACGACACUCAAUGUCAAGCCCCCUUCACCCAUCGUUUCCUGCACUGCCUUCUUCUUCACUCUCGAUGGAGAUACUUGCGACUCCAUAGCGGGGCGCGUCUAUCUGCCAACAGACGGCACCUUUGCAACCCUCAACCCCGGCGUUGACUGCUCCAAGAGCCUCUCUCCCGGCCGCUCUCUGUGCCUGGAGCGCAAUCCAGAGCUCGUGAGCACGGCGCCUGUGUGCUUGCAAUACGCGAUGCUGACAGCGCAGGACACGUGCGAGCGGCUGCUCAAAGGGACGGUCGCCACUGUGGAUAGUGCUGCGUGGGCUGCUCUCUACCGCAACAACCCCGGCCUCAUCUGCUCCAACACCAUCCCUGGCUCUGCCUCGGCUGCCGGGAGCAACACUGGCGUGCAGGUGUGUCUCCGAGGUAAGUAUUGGAACUUCCAGCUGGGCUCUUGUGUGAAGGGAAAGCCUUUUGAGGCGCCUCAAAUGCUUCAUUCUUUAUGUGUCUGA
Messenger RNA from Closterium sp. Naga37s-1, 3129 nucleotides. Lineage: Eukaryota; Viridiplantae; Streptophyta; Zygnematophyceae; Desmidiales; Closteriaceae. The record is from the annotation of a GenBank genome assembly.